Messenger RNA from Mizuhopecten yessoensis (Yesso scallop), 2592 nucleotides. Its product is annotated as transmembrane protein 187-like. The record is from RefSeq and is a predicted model, not a curated record. The coding region runs from base 135 to 950 and encodes 271 amino acids. Lineage: Eukaryota; Metazoa; Mollusca; Bivalvia; Pectinida; Pectinidae. Gene Ontology annotation, cellular component: transport vesicle. The transcript is spliced from 2 exons.
CAAAAAUAUUCCGAAAAGCAUCAAAAAGGAAAGUAGACCUAACGUUUUCUUCACCUCCACGGCGUUAAGAUCAGCUUCAGCACAAAAUUUCAUGUGACACAUAACCAGGAGAGUGAAUCACGAAAACGAAAAAUAUGGCUCCUGUAUUCCUUCGAGCUUUCAUGACGGUAACCAUGGCAACAGCCAUUAUUUGUUUUCUUGUUUUUAACGGAGGAUUUGAUCGUGCAUUCACAGAGACAGGGCUGAAACACUAUGCUGAGAGAGCAAGUCCCAUUUUGAAGAUGGUGCUACCGAAAUGGCUUAAAAUGCCACUGAAUACACUGGUGAACUUUGGAUAUAUCAUAGUGGGAGCGUACUGGUUAGCAGUCGUAUUUAACCAUCAUGACAGAGAACAGAUUACUGAAACUGAUGCCUAUACAUUCUACGUGUUCAAUUUCAUGGCCUGUAUUUAUGGUCCGAUCCAAAUGAUACGGAUUGUUACGGAGCAACAUCGCUAUGCGAUUUUGGAUCAGUGGGUAACACUGCCGUUUUUCAUGUGGGUGUAUAUAUGGGGACGAUAUCUUUCCAAUGGCUGGAGUAAUUUACGAGUCUACGUUGCCACAGCUUUGUCAGUGUCUAGCUAUACUCUGACUCUGUAUUACAAGAUUGGGUUUGAAAUUGCACUUGGUCUACACAUUGUGUUAGCGAUCACUGGAGCUGCUCUGUCCUAUCGAAAAUAUUCGACCACAGAGGCACAUAAACCAUUUUUGUGUGCAUUGCUUAGUUGUACAGGGUUUGUUGUCUUAAAAUUACUAGAUCUACAUCUUUCAAGUUUACAUCCAGUUUUUACGAAAGUGUCUGGGCAUUUUUUAUCAAAAGUAGGGGACGUUUUACAAAUACAUUACGUCAACAAGUUUUUUAUGGCUUUAACUUACAGAAAAAUUGAUGCUGAAACAAAAAAAUCCAAAUGAGAAAAAAAUCGUGAACUCAUCAGAAUUUUUUAUUGAAAAACGAUAUAUUUGAACUGUAAUUUCCUUAAGUUUGACUAUGUCGCUGCUGACCACAUCAAAGACACACAAGUCUUGUUUUUUUACUCCUUCCGACACCAGACCUCACAGUCAUGUCACUUUACUCUCUGAGACAUCAGACCCCAUAGUCAUGUUACUUUACCCUCUGAGACAUCAAACCCCAAGGUCAUGUUACUUUACUCUCGGAGACACCAGACCCCAUAGUCAUGCUUCUUUACCCUCGGAGACACCAGACCCCAUAGUCAUGUUACUUUACCCUCGGAGACAUCAGACCCCAUAGUCAUGUUACUUUACCCUCUGAGACAUCAGACCCCAAGGUCAUGUUAAUUAACCCUCUGAGACAACAGACCCCAUAGUCAUGUUACUUUACCCUCGGAGACACCAGACCCCAUAGUCAUGCUUCUUUACCCUCUGAGACACCAGACCCACUUUACCCUCUGAGACACCAGACCCACUCUACCCCCAGAGACAUCAGACCCCACGGUCAUGUUGCUUCACUACCUUCGACAUCAGAAUCAGCAGUCAUGUGACAUCAGACUCUGUGGUCGUUCUACUUCAAUGAAAUUGACUAAAACAGCAAAAUACAGAUUCAGGUCUUGACCACCUGUACCCUCCUGUGACACACCUGGGUACUAAAUAUGGAAAAGAAGGCGGGGCUUUACUGUUGAUUGGAUACCCUGCCCUACCAUUGAUUCCAAACAUCGCUGCCAUAGGUAAGAGCCUUACCAGUGAAACCACAUCCCUAAUGAACCCCCAACCCUGGUGAACCCCCAUUCCUGGUGAACCCAUUACCUGGUGAACCAUCAUCCCUGGUGAACCCCCAUCCCUGGUGAACCCCCAUUCCAGGUGAACCCAUUCCUGGUGAACUCCCAUCCCUGGUGAACCCCCAUUCCUGGUGAACCCCCAUUCCUGGUGAAUCCAUUACCUGGUGAACCAUCAUCCCUGGUGAACCCCCAUCCCUGGUGAACCCCCAUCCUGGUGAACCCAUUACCUGGUGAACCAUCAUCCCUGGUGAACCCCCAUUCCAGGUGAACCCAUCCCUGGUGAACCCCCAUCCCUGGUGAACCCCUAUUCCUGGUGAACCCAUUCCUGAUGAACCUAUUCUGCAUGAACCCAUUACCUGGUGAGCCACCACCCCUGGUGAACCCCCAUCCCUGGUGAACCCCACAUCCCUGGUCAAAGUUGUCCAUUGAUGACGUCGGCCAUAACAUAGAUCAAUACAAUCAUUUGAUUACAGUGUACUUUUAAAUUAUUGUCUGAUUGAACUUUUUCCCCAUUUUGAAGCAGACUGAUGGUACAUGUAUCAUUGAUGCAGCUAGUGUGUUCUGCUGCAUUCCUGUUGUGCAUUAAAUUUGACAUGCAAUUUUAUACCUCAGUAGCUUUAUCAAGAGAAAUGGUCUAAUCAUUGUAUCAGGUAAAGAAAAUAAAUUUGUCCAUAACUUAUAAUUAGUACUCUAUUGAUUAUACUUAAAGAAACUAAUGUUGUAAACUUAUUUUUGAUCUGUCUUCGUUUUGCAACAUUAAAAAUACUUAAUAAGUUUGCACCUCUGCUUUUAGUUUGAAUGAUAAAUCCAAGAGGAACAUA